Anneissia japonica is the source of this 3765-nucleotide messenger RNA. RefSeq lists its product as uncharacterized. The transcript has 6 exons. NCBI's taxonomy places the organism in Eukaryota, Metazoa, Echinodermata, Crinoidea, Comatulida, Comatulidae. Bases 446 to 2698 code for a protein of 750 amino acids. The record is from RefSeq and is a predicted model, not a curated record.
AGUAGUUACAAAAGACGUAUGAACGCUUUGAUGAAGGAUAGUAACGAAACAUCGCACAUGCCGCAUCUCGCUCUUUAUCUCUCUCAAUGUAAGCCACGCAACCUCUGAAUCAUCGAAAUCGGCGGGAAUUAAUCAGGACGUACGUGUUGUACAUUGGCCACAGGUAUAAUAUGCUUACUGUCGGGUAUUACUCUACUUGGACUAGACGGAUAGCCUAUAUAGACGGAAGAGUGGAUAACAAGACUGCGAAUUUCUGUUUGGCUGUUGUUACGCAGAUUCACACCUUGUAACAGCAGGCAGGUAUGACAGUGGAAUGAAGACGGAUGGUCUUACUUAAAUAUACCGUAAGCAGUCAUUUACUUUGCUACCACAACAAGCCGGAACUCUCAUACUGAUCUUAAAUUAACAGCGCGUAUGACAGCCAUAGGCAUACUACUCUCAUGGAAUGAAAUUUCCACGUCUGUGGGACGUGGCACUUCGGCGCAUUGUGGUCUUACUGAUGCUCUUUGUGUUAAUCAACGACGGAGACAGCGUUGACGAACCAGACAUUUCAACAUCAGAUUAUGGUAUCACGAUUGCUGUUUCAAUCCACGAAAACAUAGAGGUAGUUACUCAAACCACGGACAAAACGUACAUGUUCGCCGCCGAACCUACUACGCUGACGCAUGCGCAUGGCUUGUUGUCGUCUGAUGACGAGCGCUUAUUCGAAAGUACGGAUGGUGUACUCUCCACGCCUUCACUCGACGGCUUCUACACCUUAACAGAUGCAGAAACUAGCGGUACUUUGACUUUGAAAACAGAAUUGUCGCCAACCAUAGUAUCGACAGCUGUGUUGCUAACCGACCAAUAUUCGACGAUUACUCAAAAUAAUGAGUUGGUAAUAACAACAAUGCACACAAUGGCAAGUAUAAGUGCGACUGCUUCGCCCGUCCUACCUCAGGUGGUGUCAAUGCUUGGAUUCAGCUUAACAACUGAAUUUGAAUCGAUAAUAACACACACGCACACUGACUCUCAGAAUUUCAUAGAAAAUCAUAAUUCAGGGUCGUCUGACACGCACGCAACCCCAACUCAGAUGAUGAUGUCAUCUGUCGUGCAGACGAUGUCGUCUUUCGCGCUUGAUGAAUUUUCUAGUCAUAUAUCUUCGCAACCUUUACCUUCACACAUUCCAAGGAUACCUGGGCCUAAAAAUGAGUCGAACUUGGCGACAGAUAGGCUGGAAGGGUCAAGUGACUUUAAUGAAUGGACAACGGCACCGAUAAAUGGCACCAUGUCAGAUACGGACACAACUCAAGAUGAAUCCAAAACUAACCAAAUAUUGAUUGUAUCACUGUCGGUUAUAAUCGGCAUAUUUGGCCUGUCAGCACUCAUCCUAAGAAUAGGGAACAGGUGGAAAAAACGUGGGAUAGCAAUAGAGGAGAGACGACGGGAACGAAUCAAGGGAUCCAAUCAAACGACUAAAAAACGGCCUUCGAUAACUAAACCAGUCACAAUCCGUAUGCCGUCUAUUUUAAACAUCAAGACUACUGGCAAUCAAAGUGUACGUAGGUCAAAACCAAUUACACAAAAAGAGAACGAAGGAAAAUCUCCCGCCAACAACAAACCAAAGCGUAAUCGCACGCUCGAGGCUUUAAUCGAAAUUGGUGCGUUACCAAAGGAAGCUGCUUAUAGGAAUACAGACAAGGCAAAGGCUACUCCCCCUCGAAUCACGACUAUAGAGAGAGAACUUCUCUCCAACGUUUGCGUUGGAAAAUGUGCAAACGCGUUUGACAACCUCGCCUUAGAUUUUGACUCUCAGGAAGAGAUUCAUUUUAGAGGGCAUUUUGUACCUAUGAGGUGUGAAUUCAGGAUAGAUAAAGAAAGUGUUGACAUAAGACAAACAUUUUGCGCCACAGAUACAUUGUCCGACGAUAAAGAAUCGUCGGUACCGAGCUGCACCGAGUUGACGUUAGAGACUUCUGAAACAGAAAGUGGGUCAGAUUCGAAAGGGAAUCGACGUGAUAAACGCAGAAAAAUUGUCAAAUUCGACAGACGAUUGUCGAACGAUUCAGGGUUUCUUGAAAACAUCCGGCUGCAAGACAUCCGAUCGCCCUGCGUCAACUCUGAGACAAUCGAAGAGGAGUUGACGUCAAUGAUGACUGAAAGCGAUAUAGUCCAAAGCUAUUCAGAUGAUUCUCAAUCUGAUAAGCUAAACUUUCUGAAAACCUCUUGCAUGCGUGAACGCGCCCCUAGACGUGGAAGCAAGCGUCGUCGUUCACCGAAUUCUCCAAUCGUCCGGCCAAGUGAGGUUUCAGAUGCCGACCAAUCGUCUAGUGAAACCGGCGGAAAUGAAACGCCUUCUGACGAUCAGAAUUCUAAAACGCCUCUGACGUCGUCAAUCAGUGACACUUUCAAGUACGAAAAUGAUCAAAAUUAUUCAGUAGCUCACAGGUCCUAUAGCAGUUGUAACCAGAGACCAAAACCACAAGAUCACUGGGAAUGUUGCCAGAAAGCGCGUGACGCGACGACGCAAACAACUUACGCACCGGUAACCUUGUCUCCAAUGCGCUGGGUGUACGAAGACGAUGUGUUAGUAUUGCGUCCACGUUCAGAGUUUGAGCUUGAUUUCUUGGGACCCAUCUAUUUAGCUGAGUGUCUUCCUAACUUUGAUAACGAUGAUUGUAUAGCAUUUCAACGUAAAACAGAAAAUAUAGAUUUGUGACAGAAAUAAAUAUAGACAAUUAUGCCUGCCGCCGGCAGUGGCGCCGCUAUGGGAGGCAUGCCCCCCCCCCACUCCCGUCGGGGAGAAAAAAACACAAUUCGUCAAGGAGAAAACAAAGUUACGGAUUAUGUAUUUUCUACCAAAUAAGCCUGAAAGCCAUAAACUGUCAUAUUUUUUGGGGACAACUUUCAAUGGAUUUUGAGUGAUGCCCGACCACGCCCACUGCGUUGUCGUCUGGUGGGGAGGUGGGCGGCAAUUCGAUUGUGGAAUUAGAUGUGCUCAUUUUUCUAAUAUUUGUCAUUGCAUUCUAGAUUGUUUUUUAAACGGCAAAAAAUAUGAUUUCAGUUGCAGAGCAAAGUAUUUAAAAUAGAGAGUUAGGAAUUUUUCACAGACCCAUACCAAAAAAAAAUCAUGAUUAUGGCACCUCUAAAUGGCCGGAAAUGGCACACAAAGACUUAAAAUAUGAGUAUUAUUUUUCUUUUAUCUUUAGGUGGGAUCCGGGCCGACAGGGCCCCUUUAAUCCGCCACUGGAUGUAAUAUAUAUUUCUUACAGUCGAUCUGAGACACAUUAUUCUGUUAUGUAUCUACAAAGCCCGUUUGGGUAAGGGUAUUAGAUCGAGGACCCGAUGGGUAGGGCUACCUUCGGGGGCCCUAGGGGUCUGAGGCCCUGCGGACCGCCGCACGAGAGCACAGGCGUUACGCCACUGCAUCAGCCCCCCUCUCCAGACGGGGACCUGUCACCCCUCGUCGGGCAAAUCCUGGCACCACCCCUGCCUGCCGGUAGUAACUAACACGUUUAUGAGGUUGGCCCAGUCGGUCUGUGUCUCUAUGUCUGUCUAUUAUUUUACUUUCAUUUAUUAGGUGGUAACUUUCCCUUAACACGAUUUAUGUUCAUUGCAGUAGAGAAUCCCAUGUCAUUAAGGUUGAAAGUGACGGAAUAUUUAUAUCGUCAAUAAUUCUUUUGUCAUCUUAAAUAUGUUUUUCGUAUUGGUUGACUAAACUUAUAUACUGUACUUAAAUAUAAUAGACAAUAUUUUGGUAUUAUAAAACUGCUUACCUGUGACGCA